AUGGCAUUUGACCGCUACGUGUGCAUCUGUAACCCUCUGAGAUACAACACCAUCAUGUCCCACUCAACUGUGUACAAGAUACUCGCGGGCAGUUGGACUUAUUCCAUUGUAGCCUUUGGUACUCACAUACUAUUGACCUAUAGACUCCCUUUGUGCGGAGCAGAAAUAUUAAAGAUCUACUGUGACAACUGGUCAAUAGUCAGACUUUCUUGCAUUGACACCACCAUCAAUAAUGUUUUUGGACUUUUUAUUGUCACUACAUUUGUCUGUAUGCUCCUAAUGUUGAUAAUGUACUCAUAUUUUGAGAUUCUCAGGGUUUGUGCAAGAUCUUCCCAAGCUGUUAUUGCUAAAGCCCUACAGACCUGCACUCCCCAGCUCAUAACCACCUUCAACUUUGUGGCAGGUUCUCUUUUUGACAUUUUCCUCUAUAGAUAUAUCCCUACUAUUGUUCCUUAUGAGUUUCGCCUGUUCAUGUCAUUGGAAUUCCUUGUGGUGUCUCCCAUUCUGAAUGCCUUAGCGUAUGGGCUAAAAAUGUCAGAGUUGAGAGCAAAAAUAUUCCAGCCGUUUAAUCUCAAGAGAUUUGCAGGGAACACCUUGAGUGUGUAG
Molecule: messenger RNA, 606 nt
Organism: Xenopus tropicalis (tropical clawed frog)
Lineage: Eukaryota; Metazoa; Chordata; Amphibia; Anura; Pipidae
Gene: or4a5
Product: olfactory receptor family 4 subfamily A member 5
Exons: 1
Coding region: 1-606 (201 amino acids)
Biological process (GO): G protein-coupled receptor signaling pathway; detection of chemical stimulus involved in sensory perception of smell; signal transduction
Cellular component (GO): membrane
Molecular function (GO): olfactory receptor activity; G protein-coupled receptor activity
Source: RefSeq, a predicted model, not a curated record